AUGGCAGGAGGUAGGAAUGACCGUGCAAUCGUUGAUGCUCUACAAGCGAUGGCUCAGGCUCUUGGUAAUUUGAACCAACGACCAGAGAUAGAUUGGUUAGAGAGAUUCCAGCGAAAUAAUCCGCCAAGCUUCCGUGGAGGUUAUAAUCCCAAUGGAGCUGCUGACUGGAUUUUUGAAGUUGAAAAGAUAUUCAAAGUUAUGGGAUGUCCUUUGAUACAGAAGGUGACUUUGGCUGCCUUCAUGCUUUCUGGAGAGGCUGGCAUCUGGUGGCAAGGUGCUUUGCAAAGAAUGAUAGCUGUAGGUACCCAAGUGAACUGGGAGAAUUUCAAAUUUUGUCCUAUGUAUGAUGGUGUGGGCAAUGAGGAGGAAAAAUGUGUGAAGUUUGUGAGUGGUCUUCGCCUUGAGAUUAAACAAGUUUUCAAUUAUCAAGGGAUCACUCACUAUCAUGAAUUGGUAAACAAGUGCCGAGUAUAUGAUGAGGACAACUGUGCUAGGGUAACUCAUUAUAAGAGUGGAGGACCCAUGAGGAAUAAUAAGUUUGGUUCAUCUAGUAAGGGUAAGCCUUACACCAAGUCUGUUGGAGAUUCGAGUUCUAAACCAGGUCAUAGGGAAGUUGAGUGUCGGACGCAAAGAGUUGUAACAUGCUUCAAAUGUCAAGUGAAGGGACACAAAGCUAGUGAAUGCCCCCAGAAUAGGAAAGAAACAACAGACAUUGGAGAGACCGUUAGCAAACCUAGAGCGAAAGGAAGGGUGUUUGCCUUGAGUUGUGCUGAAGCUACUCAAUGCAAAGACUUAAUCCAGG
Molecule: messenger RNA, 802 nt
Organism: Cajanus cajan (pigeon pea)
Lineage: Eukaryota; Viridiplantae; Streptophyta; Magnoliopsida; Fabales; Fabaceae
Source: RefSeq, a predicted model, not a curated record